Molecule: messenger RNA, 2082 nt
Organism: Fonsecaea multimorphosa CBS 102226
Lineage: Eukaryota; Fungi; Ascomycota; Eurotiomycetes; Chaetothyriales; Herpotrichiellaceae
Exons: 1
Coding region: 1-2082 (693 amino acids)
Biological process (GO): DNA replication initiation
Cellular component (GO): nucleolus
Molecular function (GO): chromatin binding
Source: RefSeq, a predicted model, not a curated record
AUGCCUCACGGCCGUCCCGCGAAGCGGAGGCGCCUAUCACCACCUCUUGACGACAACAAAGACUCUGAGACCAUCAAGGCCUCUGACCUCUUCGUCCGCGCCGCAGAUUGGGAUCUCGAGCAAGAGUACGAAAAGAGGUCGAGACAGAAAAAGACCAAAGAGUCAACGAGACUUCCUAUCAAGACCGCCGAGGGCAGGGUCCAGAGAGUAGAAGAGAAGAUACACAAUGAAAACGAGGAAGAGUCGGAUAGUUUCCUGGGAUCUGGAACAGACGACGACGGAGGCGACGAGGACAAGGACGAGACGACACCUCCCACCGAGACAGAAUCCGCCGUUCCACAAGUCCCUCUCAGGCAACAGAUUGUCGCGGCGAAAGAAGAGAUUGCCCGCAUCGCCGGCCUACUGAAUGAAGAUCCCGAGGAGCACGCCGGCUCCUUCAAGAAGCUCGCACAAGUAUCUGGUGGUCCCACUGCGCCCGUUGCGGUUCAAAAACUUGUCCUCGCCGCACAAGCCGCCGUGUACAAGGAUGUGAUUCCGGGAUACAGGAUACGCUCUUACAAAGAUGAAGAACUCGGGAACAAGAUCUCCAAGGACGUGCGGCGAACGAGACAAUAUGAGCACGCUCUGGUCACUGGAUACCAAGCAUACGUGAAACAGCUGAGCAGUCUCGCGAAGGUCCGAAAGGGCGACGCAGAUACACUCUCCUUGCGCACUGUUGCGAUCAAUUGCGCAUGCACACUCCUCCUCUCCGUGCCACAUUUUAAUUUCCGGACUGAGCUGUUGAAUAUCCUCGUCCACGAAGUCGCCAGCCGUGACUCCUCACCCGACUAUCUCAAAUGUAUCGAGACACUUGAGGAGUUCUUCUCCCACGAUGAAGAUGGAGCGCCGUCCCUCGAAGCCGUCAGCCUGCUCACUAAGAUGAUGAAAGCCAAAGACUAUCGGGUCAGGGAAGAAGUACUCAAUACGUUCUUCUAUCUACGUCUACUGUCCGAGUUGCCACCACCUGGCUCAAGCAGUAAAUCAGACAGGUCAGAACAGCCAGCGAAGCUGCACGGACGCAAGGUGAAGCAACAGACCUCGCAGCAUCUAUCGAAGCGCGAACGAAAAUUGCUCAAGCAGCGCCGCGAAGUCGAGAAAGACAUGGCCGAAGCCUCGGCGCUGGUCGACCACGAAGAGCGCGAGAAGAUCCAGUCUGAAACUCUGAAAUUGGUGUUUGUCACGUAUUUUCGCGUCCUGAAGGCCAGGGUACCAGAACUUAUGGGUGCCGUGCUUGAAGGAUUGGCAAAAUACGCGCACCUGAUCAAUCAGGAUUUCUUCGGUGAUCUCUUGGAGGCGCUCAAGGAGAUUGUGAGCGCAGCUGAUGAGGCCGUGAGAGGUGAUUUGGACAUGGAGGAAGCUGCUGAAGCAGAGAGGACACCGACGAAUGUGGAUGGGGAGACGAUCCGCAACAGGAAACGCGAAGGCCUCCUGGCGACUCAAACUGCAUUCACACUGCUCUCGGGCCAGGAGGUCUCCAAAGCCGCCUCGAGCUUACAUCUUGACCUGAGUUUCUUCACGGCGCAUACCUACCGUUCAUUGUACCCGCUCUCGCUGGAUGCGGACGUCGAACUCGGCCCGAAAUCGCUUCGUCUUCCCGACCCACACUCCUCCAAAUCUGCGUCGUCGUCAAGCUCACCGAACAACAGAAUCAACAUCUCCACGCCUAUCCUCUUACUCACGCGCGUCUUGACAUCUAUCCUGCUGAUGCCCUCGUCCCCACCGCCCACGCAGACAGUUUUAUCGUUCUUCAAACGGCUCCUGACUGUCUCCCUUCAAUUGCCUGAGAAAUCCACGUUGGCAGUGCUGAAUCUGAUGGCCAAGAUCGCGGAUAAACACGGGCGCAAGAUCGAAGCCUUGUGGUACAGCGAUGAAAGGAAAGGAGAUGGGGUAUAUAGGGGCGACAGCGAGAGUGUAGAAGGCACAAAUGUGCUAGGGACUGGUAGCGGCGUUUGGGAGGCCGAGCUGUUAAAGAGGCAUUACUGUCCCAAGGUCAGAGAGUCGGCUCAGAGCGUCGAGGGGAUCAUUAGAGAUAUGCACAGAUAG